Messenger RNA from Plectropomus leopardus (leopard coralgrouper), 5353 nucleotides. The record is from RefSeq and is a predicted model, not a curated record. Lineage: Eukaryota; Metazoa; Chordata; Actinopteri; Perciformes; Serranidae.
AUGGACUUCAGCACUGGGACAACUGGGAGUGAAGGUCAGACAUGCAGGGGAAGGUGUGGAGAUGUUUUGGAGGAAUGCUCCUGCCGUGCAGCUUGUGUGUCUUUGCUGAACUGCUGUGCAGACUACAGCCAGUCCUGUUUCCAGGUGACGCCGUACUCAAGCUCCAUGCUGGGUGGAAGAGCUCUCAGGAUCCUCAGUUUGGUUCUUCCUCCUGGUGGGCGCCUCCUCUGCAGGUUUAAAAGUGAGAUUGAACGAGAAGGAUUUAUUGAUGCUGAAGGUCACAGCUACUGUAUCACUCCUUUACUGUAUGAGACGGGUUGGAUACCAUUUACUGUCUCAACAGACGGAAGACAUUUUGACAGAUCUGGAGAGUACCUGUCAGUCCACCCCAGUAAAGCGGACCAUGACUUUGAAGUCACCCUGGUGAAUGUAACACAAUGGCUGCACUACGGCACAGCAAACAUGGCAGGAAGGCUUAAGAUGACAUGGAACAGCUCUUUGAUCGGAGCAGAGACGGUCAACAUAGAGCUGUGGGGUUACAGAGAGUUCAGCAGCAGCACAGAGGCGAGCGGAUCGUCCUCGCUGCAGGCCGAGCUGAGCUAUCUGUACUCUCUCGGGAGGAAUCUGCCCAACACUGGUGCCUUCAGCUUCUUCCCGGAGCCCUCGAAAGACUUCUCAGACCGGAUGUUGGGAAAUAUCCGCGUCACUGCUAGUUCUGAGUCAGACGGGGAAAGGGAUGUACAGGGGCUCUGGAGUGGAGGUCAUGUCUUAGCCUGGCACCUGGAGCAGGCUUUCAGAGAUGACUCUGCAGCCUGGGCCAAGAGCAAGUGUCUGCAGUGGGACGUCCUCGAGGGGACGCUGCCCAACUUCCUGGAUGAGCUCAUUGACUGUCCUUGCACUCUGGCACAGGCCCGAGCAGACACAGGAAGGUUUCAUACUGACUAUAGUUGUGACAUUGAGAGUGGCAGUGUGUGCUCUUAUCACCCAGGUAGUGUCCACUGCGUCAGAGCAAUUCAGGCCAGCCCUCUACAUGGAUCAGGACAGCAGUGCUGCUAUGACAGUGCAGGCGCUCUGGUGCUGACAGCAGACUCGUCCAGUGGCAGCACCCCAGACAGAGCUCACGACUGGGGAUCGCCGCCGUACAGGGAGCCACCACGGGUGCCGGGGUACUCCCACUGGCUGUACGAUGUCGUGAGUUUGUACUACUGCUGCCUGUGGUCCAACCACUGCCACAUUUACCUCAACCAUCGACCUUCAAGUGGGUGUCGCAACUACCAUCCCCCAAGAGCUGGUGUUGUCCUCGGGGAUCCGCAUUUCAUUACGUUCGACGGCCUCAGCUACACUUUCAAUGGCAAAGGGGAGUUCUACCUUGUGUCUUCACCAGACAGAGAGUUAAGUGUUCAGGCCAGAACAGAGCCGGUGAAAUCUGAGAACGGUACCCUGGCCAAAGCCACGUGGCUCUCAUCCGUGGCUAUGAAGGAGAAGGCUUCUGAUGUCAUCGAGGUACGUCUAGCAGAAGGCCACCUGCAGGUGCUAAGGAACCAAAAGGUCCUACUUUUCACAGAGCAAAGAUGGAUGGAUCUAAACGGAGUAUUUGUGUUCGCCCCCCCCCGUCCCACUCACAAUGUGACUGUGAUCUUCCUCUCUGGAGUUGGUGUGGUUGUUCGUGUGCAUGACGGAGCGAUGGCUGCAACCGUCCUGCUUCCAGCCGAGUUUACCAACCACACUCCAGGGUCCGCCCCCACCCCCCCUCCUCGGUCUGAUGAACUCUGACCAUCAGAUGACCUGUUGACGCAAACUAGGAUGAGGUCAUUUCCCCCUAGCCGACGCCCACGGCGGAGGAGACUCUUCACCCUUUUGAGCUGGCUGUGAGUGUGAAAGACUGCUGAAAUACUGACAUAUGACUCAAAGUAACUUUUGAAUAACUACUAUUUCCCCCACCAAGCUUAUGAUCCUGCUUUUUGUAUUUAUCCCUGCCUAUUUUCUCUUCCCUCGAGAGACCUGAUGACCCUUCUGGUGGGAAAACACAUGUUGACCAAUUGUGCUCAGGAGGAUGGAGCAACGCUCUGUAAAUAUGACACCCCUGUACCUACUCGGAAGCCUCAGGAAUGGGAAACGCCACAAACACUCCAGGCCUUCCAAAGUCAUCAGGCCCAAAUGAAAGCUCUGGGAGCCAUGGUGUCUUGUGGCUGGCUGCCGACACCCAGGAAUGGGAAAAAGAACGGGACAUGUUACCUGGAGGGGAACACUCUGAGCUUCACCUGCAACAAAGGCUACAUACUGUACGGUUCAACCGAACGCACUUGUCUGAACGAUGGGACCUGGACAGGAGAGCAGCCCUACUGCGUAACAGAUGAUAAGGUGGGGUUUGUACUCGGCGCUGUUGGCUCCCUCUCUGCACUGGUCACGAUGGGAGUGAUGAUCCACCUGCACAACAGGAAACAAGAGAGGGAGAAGAAAGACCAGAUGAUGACCCAAGAACAAACUUGCUAAACCAUCUUUUGGAUUAUGUAUCACACCACUCCACAUCACAAAACCUUUAACUAUCUUGCCUGUUGCAAAGAAUGCAUUCAGAGUUCAGCAUUUGGACAUCCUGUGCUGUUGUGUUGUAUGUUAGGACCGUGGUCUUCUCUUGACCUGUUGACCUUAUCAAGAAAAAAACUCAGGCACUAAUUAAGCUUUCAGCAUGUUGUUUGGCUUCAUGUUUUCCCUCUUGUUUAGUUUGGAAAACCUCCAGGUUGUGGUAAAUGGUGCAUAGGGGUGAGGAUUGAGGGUAUUGAGGUAAAGGGGAAAAAUGCUGAUGAUUGUUUUUAUAUUCCCGUUUUUGCAUGACUGAACGUCCGAUCUUCGCUUUAGAGAGAACUGUAUAAAUACUACACAGAGAUAUCAUCAUCACAAUCAACGCUCCCUUCUCCCGUUCAGUUUAAAAUAGGACCAGAUGUGUUCGUGUUCAUGUCACAUGUGAAGCGAACCUGAUCAGUUUUUUGGUUGAGAGACUUUGAACUCUUAUGUGGCCUUUGUGUGGGCAAACAGCCUUCAGUCAAACCAAGGGUUUUGCUGAGUGACUGAGAAAGAAAACUCCACAAAUGUUACAUAAAGGUCGCCCUUUUGCACUUUUUCAACACUUGCUUUCAGACUUUGUUUUUUGUACUUUUUAAGGGUUGGCUCACAGUAGCAUUUUUGAAACCAGUUGGAUAUUAAAAGUCAGGUGUAACAUAAUGACACCUUCCUAAACAGCAAAGAACCGUCCAACUAUUAUAACGUUGCGUAGCGUAACAUCAAGCUCUAUGUCCACAUUGAAUACAUUAUAUAUGCAUUUUUGUUACAUCAUAUAAACAAACUAUGUAGCUACCAGCUAUGUGUUCAAGAUCAGAUUAACCACUCAAAAGAUGGGUGAGAGGCCUUCAUGCUAUCUUCCUACAUUUGCAAGUUACUUUCUAAAAUAGAAAAUAAAUGUUUUAUAUUAUAUUUAAUGGUAAGAACAUAAUAUAUAGCCAACAGGAAGUAGCCCAGCUUGCUGUUAGAAAUGGUCUUUUACCUUACCAGUUACUUUCAGCUCCUUGGUGAAAUCCCUCAAGAAAACUGCCACUUAUGUUGUUAUUUUGGUAGUGCUUUGUGUAGAUAAUCUCUUUAAUUUAACUUCAUGUAUCAGCCAUUCUUCGCACUUUCAAAGCGAGCGACAGAUAGCCUUUAAAUAGCAACGGGCCUGUUCCUUUCUAGCAAACAAACAGCUUGCACAGCUCCGCCCCUUUCCAUCUCUCCUGAAACUUGCUCUUCUUCAUGUUGCUGAUGCUCGGCUCAAAGCCCGUCAGAUACCAGUUAGUGCGUUUAUAAACAAACAUAACAUCAUGUCUAUCACAUUGUCAUAUUGCUUAAUGCAAUACCAGUGCUGGAUACCACUGGUACCAGUGCAGCCGUACUUGAGCAAAAGUACAAAUAUCUUUCCAGAAAAUGACUUUGGUAAAAGUUAGUCAACUAUAAUUAUAUAACAUAAGUAAAAGUCUUUAAGUACCUGUCAUUUACUGUACUUAAGUAUUAAAAGUAAUAUUAUUUUAUUAAAUGUACUUAAGUACUGAAAGUAAAAGUACAAGUAAAUGCUUGUGAUAAAAAAGCAUGUCAGAAUUCUGAGGAUAAUUAGGAUAACAUUUAUUUCUUUAUAACAUACACAACCUUAAAAAUAUAGUGUACAUUAUACUUGAAAGAAAAGGAUUGAAAGAACAAAAUCCAGCUUUUCUUCCCUCCCACUCCUUCAUUUGUCCCCCUCCUCCCUUCUUUCUAUUUUGUAGUAGUUAAAAUACCUGGAAAUGUAGUGGAGUAAAAAAGUUGACCAAGAUCUAAAAACUCAAUUAAAAAAAAUCAAGCAAAAAAAAAAAAACUUAAGUACUGUAACAAAUUAACAAUACCUUGUCACAUUACACCACUGAGCAAUGCAAACUGGGCACUGGCACAUCACAUCACAGCACUGUGAUGCUGUCUGCACAGGUUGCUGAUGUAGACUACUUUUUAAUUUGCCAGAACGUGUUAUCAUGACAAAUGUCAGUUCAGCAGGUUUGCAUUAAAUUAAACAGGUUUAAGCUUGCACACAAAGCGUAAAUCGACCCAACUUUUACUUUUACAUAUCUGUAUUUCUAGACUGAUUGAAUCAAUAAAUGCUUUCAUUAAAAUCAAUGAAGGAAUCAAUAAAUAAUAUUGUAUACUUUUACUUUUAUUUUUAACUGGCUGAUUAUCUGGAGCAGCUCUGUGUUCCAAUAUUAAUGAAACUGAAUUCCUUUUUUUUAGAAAUCACUAAGAAAUUGAUGAGGGUUAAUAUUAAACUCUAAGGCCCUGUAUAUCAUUUGUUGCUCACUUAUACUUUCUUAUAUGUCUUAUUGUUUGGAAUUUGGGGGGUCAACCUUUAAAACAACAACGAAUUCAAUAGUUUGACCACAAAAACAAGCCAAAAUACCUUUAGAAACCAAAACCAAGCAUUUAAAUAAUUUGGUAUAUUAUGAAAUUAUAUAAAUAAUGAUCAGAGCAAAAACAUAGUUGUUCCCAGAAUGUGUACAAAGACUUUUUUUUAGUUCAGGAGAGCACAUAUGAUUCGAGGUUUUUGGAAGUUUACUAUACCGAAAGCUCAAACAAGAGUCUCAAAGGAGAUGCAUUUCUGUAGUUGGUGUUAAAGUGUAGAACAAUGCUGAUAUAAUUAUGAAAAUCUGUAAACCAUUUUUUGUUUCCAAAAGAAUAGUUUACAACAUUAUUUUUGAGGGUUACAAGUGUUAAUGGUUUAAUUUUCUUGUUGAAAUGGUGGUUUAAAUACAGUUUGUACUUAUUGUAAUGUGUAUGAUGACUGAAUAAAAACACAUUUCAAACUGUU